This is a messenger RNA of Ahaetulla prasina, 2565 nucleotides long. RefSeq names its product RAB25, member RAS oncogene family (gene RAB25). Gene Ontology annotation, cellular component: recycling endosome. The transcript is spliced from 5 exons. Gene Ontology annotation, biological process: exocytosis. Gene Ontology annotation, molecular function: GTP binding; GTPase activity. NCBI's taxonomy places the organism in Eukaryota, Metazoa, Chordata, Lepidosauria, Squamata, Colubridae. The record is from RefSeq and is a predicted model, not a curated record. Bases 71 to 730 code for a protein of 219 amino acids.
CCCGCCCCGCCCCGCCCUCCCGCCGCCUCCGCCGCCGCCUCGCCCGCAGAGAGCAGCGGCGCAUCCAGCCAUGGCGAAGGCAGCGGCGGCGCCGGACGACGACUACAACUUCGUCUUUAAAGUGGUUCUGAUUGGAGAAUCGGGGGUGGGAAAGACCAAUCUGCUCUCGCGCUUCACCCACAACGAGUUCAACCAUGACAGCCGUACCACGAUUGGGGUGGAGUUCUCCACGCGCACCAUCCUGGUGGGAGAUGCACUAGUGAAAGCCCAGAUCUGGGACACGGCCGGGCUGGAGCGCUACCGGGCCAUCACAUCGGCAUACUAUCGUGGGGCGGUGGGGGCCCUCUUGGUGUUCGACAUCACCAAGCACCAGACGUACGAUGUGGUGGAGCGCUGGCUGAAGGAGCUUUAUGACCACGCAGAGGCCACCAUCGUUGUGAUGCUGGUGGGCAACAAGACAGAUCUGGCCCAAGCCCGGGAGGUGCCCACGGAAGAGGCCAAGAUGUAUGCAGAAAACAAUGGGCUGCUCUUUGUGGAGACCUCUGCCUUGGACUCCACCAACGUGGAACUGGCUUUCGAAACCAUUUUGAGAGACAUUUUCAAUAAAGUGCAGAAGCAGAAGCAGAAGAGCCCUCUGGACAACAAAAUCUCACUCUCUACCGAAAAUCACAACGUGGCAUCCACCUCCGCGGCGGCUGAGGGGAAGAAGACCUGCUGCAUGAACCUCUGAGGGGGCCAGUGGGUGGGAGUCACCAGCUGGGUUCAUGCAUGCAUUAAGCCAAGACGACAGUUUAAUCCUGGUUUGCCCAACGAGCUGGGUUCACAUUAAGCCAAAAUUAAGCCAUGAUAGGGUAAAAACCUGUUGUACUGCAGUUUAGCUAUAGAUGGAUUUCAGAAUUUCUUGAUCUGUUUGCCUACCUCAAGUUCGGGAAUUUGGUCUUGUGUUGGAGCAACAUAGGAAAUUGUUCCAAAGCUGGUUGUAGAUUGGAUCCAGAUUCACCCACACAUAGAACAGACUCGCUGAAGCCAAGAGGCCAAUUCUAAGUCCAGAUGUUUGGCCGUACCUGUGAAACAAAUACUUUCCUUCCUCUCUCCCACUGGUACUUCCCUGUCUUGCCUUCCAGCCACUGAUGCUAAACAUGGCCGCCACUGUGGACUCACUAGUUUGGGCAGCCUUGCCAAGGGAACGUGCCUUUUGCUCCCUGGCAGUUAUCAGUGCAGAACCUGUGACAGAAGAGGAGUUGAUGGGAAGGGGCUUCCUGUCUGAUCUUAACCACGAUUCCUCAAAGAUAACCCUGUCUGAACAUCUAUUUGUCUUUUGGAUGGUGCUUAAAAGUGUUUUCUGAUCUGGAUUGGUGCUAGGUCUUUUUCUCCAGUUGCCCUGCAGAGCUUGCAGAACCUCCAUUGUAGGCAACACACACACACACAAUCUUGCUCGCUUGGCUACUCUGUGCUGGAACAGGAACAUCCCUUUCGUCUGGUCCUCGGCUCUCCACAGCCAUUUUCUUCUCAUCAGCAAAAGUGUGAAAUUAGAGGGUUAAAAAAAAACCAAACUGAAUGAAAUUGGAAAGAGUUCUGCCAUUUCUGACAGAAAGAUGAUUAAAAAAUAGUCUUCCCAUCUGAACCAGGAGUAAAGAUACAUGGGACUCCAUCUUGGGAAGGUGGUCCAGGCAGCCCAUCACUCUGGCCACCCUAGAGAGGGUUGAAAUCUGGAAAAGGAUGCCCUGCAGGGAAAUUCCAUGGUAUAUGUUGAAUCUGCUAAUCCAAAUGAAAGGCAAAUAUUUUAUUCCUCUGGAAGGAAUAAAGGAAUGUUAUUGGCCUGGAAGUAGAACCUGUAGGUGAGCAAAUGGUGGGCAGCAGUAUUGUUCAUUUAUGAAACUGGACUCCUGGGAAAUGGUGAGAGUUGGUGGAUGAGCCCCUCUGAGGAACUGGCAAAAGAGAAUUUGACCAAGACGCACACAAACCAUGGGGGGGUCAUAUUUACACAUGACACCAAGCCACUGUCCAUGGUUACAUGCUACAGGAACUGAGUUCAAAGGAAAUGCUAAACAAUGUUUUGUUUACGGUAGCUACUUUGGGUCAUGCAGAUCAGAUGGGCGUCCAUAUCAAUUUAGGAAAUGAAUACAGAGACGUUAACACAGGUGGCUGAUGUUCUAGCUAAGGGCAGUGAGUAGGCCCAGGUCAAGGAAACAGCAGUUGUGGCUUACCUGCACCAAACUGUGGUUGGUUUUCACAAGAAUUGGUUGAAAGAAUUGUGCCUUAUUGUGCACGUAUAUAGAAGUUGGAAAUUGGUGAUCCUUGAAUUGUGGGGAGGGAGAACAAAGGAAGCUGGUUCCUCAUGCCACUUUUUUGAUGUUGGGAAUAAUCGGCUCCGUGGGUCCAGGGUGUGGAUGGACCUUGAGAAGACCAAAAGGUCAUCUUCGGUGACCUUCCUUGAGUCUUUUGCCUUUAUUCCUGGCUUAGGGAGCUGCAGUUAGUCCAAUCGGCCUCUUCAGAAGCUUAGAUUGCUUUCUUGCUUGCAGAGAAAUGAAGCCGAAAGUCACAGGUAGCCCUCCCAUUGUAGAC